CCCCAUUCCACGACUUGAACUCUCAUCAAUGUAUGGUAUACCCCAAGCUCACUCACAGAAGCAAACAAACACACACCAAUAAUACACCAAUUCACUCGCUCGCCAGCCCGUCAAGAUGCCCUCAGCCACAAAUCCUAACCCGACUUCAACCUCAUCCGUCCUUCCGCCGCUCACAGCCCGCCAGGCAGUGUCAACCAAGCUCACAGCCCUCACCGACGCCAUCGCCGCCCACCCGCAGAUGCAACCUCCGAACCGACACCCAACCCUUUUUCAUAUCUGGGACUUCGCCAUGCGCACCAACUACAUCCUCUCGGAGCUUGACAACAUCGAGGCUGGCCGGGCAGUGCAGCAUCCAGAGCAGAUAUCUGGUUUGGGUAGUAGCAACGGCACACCCAGUCCCGCCAGAGCCAAGGAACUGCUCACCGACGUCAGAAGCCGCUGUUUCAUGAUAUAGAUGAUGAUCAGCAAUUCCAGCUCGGGAAUGAUGGCCGCCAUGGGGCUGCA
Parathielavia appendiculata is the source of this 504-nucleotide messenger RNA. RefSeq lists its product as uncharacterized. The record is from RefSeq and is a predicted model, not a curated record. NCBI's taxonomy places the organism in Eukaryota, Fungi, Ascomycota, Sordariomycetes, Sordariales, Chaetomiaceae. The annotation marks the transcript as partial. The transcript is spliced from 2 exons.